Malassezia japonica is the source of this 5427-nucleotide messenger RNA. RefSeq lists its product as uncharacterized. Gene Ontology annotation, cellular component: membrane. The transcript has a single exon. NCBI's taxonomy places the organism in Eukaryota, Fungi, Basidiomycota, Malasseziomycetes, Malasseziales, Malasseziaceae. Bases 1 to 5427 code for a protein of 1808 amino acids. Gene Ontology annotation, molecular function: ATP binding; ATP hydrolysis activity; ABC-type transporter activity. Gene Ontology annotation, biological process: transmembrane transport. The record is from RefSeq and is a predicted model, not a curated record.
AUGUCCGAAGUAGGGCACCUGGGUGAGAUUCCCAUGAUGCCGCUGGACACUCGUGCGGCGCAGCCCACACGGCCGCGUUUGGUUGAUCGCCGCUCGAGCCGCUCAAUGGGGGGGCAGUCCUCGCUGAAUCUGCUCAACUCUGACACGCAGGACCCCUAUUCCCCGGACAUGGACAGGCUCCGCACACCUACCCAAUACUACUCGUCGCCUCGCGACACACACACGCCUUACCAGGACAACGGUACGCCGCGUGCAUACUAUAGUUCGUCGAGCCGCAUGUUCGACCAGGACGCACUGGACACACCGCGCGAGCACCGCAGUAGCCGCCGCCGCCGGAGCCGCAAGUCGGUCCCGAUCGAGUCGCUUGAUCCGCAAGGUGUGCAGGAGCUCUCGCGCCGCCUGUCCAAGGGGCGCUCGAAUGCACCGAUCACGGGUAUCCUGCAGACGCCGCAGCACUCUGUGCUCCCUGAGGAAGACGAAAAGAAGGAUGAAGUACUGACCAUUGAUCCUUUUGACGAGGAAAACAAAUUUGACCUCGCCCGUCUUUUGCGUGAAAUGUACCAGGCGUCGGACGAGCGCGGGAACCUGCGCCGUACAAUGGGCAUUGCCUUCCGUGACCUGACCGUCACCGGCGUCGGCUCGGGUGUCGAGCUGAACCAGACGUUUGGCAGUCUGCUGACGUCGCCGCUGCGCAUCGUCUCGGGCAUCCGUGCCAUGAUGAACCCCCCGAUCAAGACCAUCAUCCAAGACUUUGAGGGAUGCGUCAAGCCCGGUGAGAUGCUUCUCGUUCUCGGUCGCCCGGGCAGUGGAUGUACGUCGCUGCUCAAGUCGCUGUGUUCGUACCGCGACGGCUUCCGCAGCAUCGACGGCUCGGUCCUCUACGAAGGUCUCGACCACCGCAGCAUCGAUGGCCCGCUGCGUGGUGACGUUGUGUACUCGCCCGAAGACGACGUGCACUUCCCGACGCUCACUGUCGGACAGACGCUCACAUUUGCGACUGCGACGCGUGCGCCGAACGCCAAAUACCGUAUCACGAUGAACGAAAACGGCUCCCGUAAGGAAUACGUUGACGUCACGCGUGAGGUGCUUGCGACGAUUCUUGGUCUGCGCCACACCUACAACACCAAGGUCGGAAACGACAUGAUCCGUGGUGUGUCGGGUGGUGAGCGCAAGCGUGUGAGUAUCGCCGAGACGCUCGCAGCGCGCGCCAAGAUCGCCAUGUUUGACAACUCCUCGCGUGGUCUCGACUCUUCGACCGCGCUCGAGUUCGUCACGGCGCUGCGCAUUUCGACCAACAUCUCACUCAGCACAACGAUUGCGAGCAUUUACCAGGCGGGUGAAAACAUCACCCAGCUCUUUGACAAGGUCGUCGUGCUGAACCAGGGCCGCAUGGUCUACUUUGGCCCACUGAUGUACGCUGUCGACUACUUCCGCUCGAUCGGUUUCGAGCCGCUUAACCGCCAAACCACCGCCGACUUCUUGGUCGCGUGUACCGACUUUGGCGGCCAAAACCUCAAUCCCCACUUCCACGGCAUGGUGCCGCGCCACCCGGAUGAGCAAGCACAGGCAUUCCGCGACUCGCCGGUCGGGCGCGCAAACCGUGCCGAGGUGGAAAACUACAUCGCGAUGAUGAUGACCCGCCAGACAAAGCAAAAUGCGAACAAGUACGUCGAGCUGGCGCGUGAUGAACGUGCGGACCACACACGGAAGAACAGCAAGUACCUCAUUUCGUGGCCCAUGCAGGUGCGUCUUGCCCUGAAGCGCCGCGCGCAGGUCGCGUGGGGUGACAUGGGCACGCACAUCACGGUAAUGCUUGCUGCGCUCUUCCAAGCGCUCAUUAUCGGCUCCGUUUUUUACAACAUGCCGCAGGAUACCUCGGGAUUCUUCUCGCGUGGUGGUGUUCUUUUCUUCUCAUUGCUGUACAACAGUUUCACUGCCAUGUCUGAAAUCUCGCUUGGUUACGAACAGCGUCCAAUCGUCAUUCGCCAAAAGCGAUUCGCGAUGCUGCACCCCUCGGCAGACGCACUCGGCAACACGCUCCUCGACUUCCCUAUCCGCAUGAUCUCCUUGUUGAUCUUUGACAUUGUCGUGUACUUCAUGACCAAUCUGAGCAGAGACGCAAGCAAGUUCUUCACGUACUUUGGUGUGACGUGCUUGGUCACCUACUGUAUGACCUCGUUCUUCCGUAUGAUUGCCGCGUCGACCAAGUCGGAGCCGCUCGCGACCAUGUUUGGUGGUGUUGCCGUGCUAGAUGUCGCGUUGUAUACCGGCUAUAUGAUCCCGCGUGGAUCGAUGGUGGUCUGGUGGCGCUGGCUCUCGUACUGCAACCCCGUGGCUUUCGGUUUCGAACUGUUGCUUGCGAAUGAGUACCGCGGCCUCGAUUUUGACUGUCAACAACUCGUCCCAUACGAUCCGCCGGGUGGUCCAAACAACUGGUCGCACCUCAGCACGGCCAACAAGGUGUGCCCGAUCACUGCGGCCGAGUCGGGUAGGAUGAAGGUCAACGGCCCACAAUACCUGCUUCUUACCUACGGCUUCACGUGGGACAAUGCGGUGCGCAAUGCAAUGAUCGUGCUUGGCUUCUGGGGCUUCUUCGUGAUCAUGUACCUCGUUACGUCCGAGAAGCAGAUCGACCCCGCGGCAUCGGGUGGUACGAUGCUGUACAACCGUGCGACGGCCUCCAAGGCUCUCACCGAAGCGGCUCGCAACAACGACAACGAGGCGCUUGGCGACCAGAGCGAGGCGCAGCUGGCCGAGGCGCGUGCGCAGCAGCACGCCGCCGACCAGACGCCGCAUCCCGGUCAGCUCAAGGUGUCUGAGUCGAUCUUCUCGUGGGAAAACAUUAACUACGACGUGAUGAUCAAGGGCAACCCUCGCCGUCUGCUCAACAAUGUUUCGGGCUUUGUCGCCCCAGGCAAGAUGACCGCGUUGAUGGGUGAGAGUGGUGCUGGUAAGACGACGCUGCUCAACGUACUUGCGCAACGUACCAAUGUCGGUGUCGUGCGUGGCGACUUCUUUGUCAACGGCCAGCCUCUGCCCCGCUCGUUCCAGGCCGACACGGGCUACUGUCAGCAGCAGGAUGUGCAUCUUGCACAGCAGACGGUGCGUGAAGCGCUGCAGUUCUCUGCGAUGCUUCGUCAGCCCCGUGAAACCCCCAAGGAGGACCGUCUUGCUUACGUCGAGACGGUCAUUGAACUGCUCGAAAUGCAGUCGUUCUCCGAGGCGCUUGUUGGUGAGGUGGCCGAGGGCCUGAAUGUCGAGCAGCGCAAGCGUCUGACGAUUGGUGUGGAGCUUGCUGCGAAGCCGAGUCUGCUGUUGUUCUUGGACGAGCCUACGUCGGGUCUGGAUGCGCAGGCCGCGUGGUCGGUUGUGCGCUUCCUGAAGAAGCUGGCGAACGAAGGCCAGGCGAUUCUGUGUACGAUCCACCAGCCGAGUGGUGAGCUGUUUAACCAGUUUGACCGUCUGCUGCUCCUGCAGAAGGGCGGUAAGACGGUGUACUUUGGCGACACUGGCGAGAACUCCAUGACGCUGAUCAAGUACUUUGAGGAUCGCAGUGGAGUGAAGUGUGAGGAGAACGCGAACCCCGCCGAGUACAUCCUCGAUGUGAUUGGCGCUGGUGCAACCGCGACAACCAAGCACAACUGGCACGACCUGUUCCUGCAGAGCCCCGAGUAUGUGCAGCUUCAGCAGCAACUGCAGCAGGUGCACCACAACAACCGCGGCGUGGUGGCGGAGGACACGACGCGUUCUCAGCGCGAGUACGCUCAACCAUUCAUGGUGCAGUUGAUCGAGGUGACGAAACGUGCCUUUAUCUCGUACUGGCGCAACCCCCUGUAUCUGAUUACCAAGAUGAUCCUGAACGUCGUGUCUGGCCUUGUCGUCGGCUCCUCGUUCUGGGCGCAAGGUAAGGAGCAGAACAAGAUUGCGCUGCAGAACCGUCUCUUUGCCUGUUUCCUGGCUCUGGUCGCCUCGACGUCGUUGUCGCAGCACCUCCAACCCGAGUUUAUCCGAUUCCGUUCGCUGUUUGAAGUCCGUGAGAAGCCGUCGAAGCUGUACACGUGGCCGGUGAUGGUGCUGAGUGCGCUGCUGGUCGAGAUUCCGUGGAACUUUGUGGGUGGCACCAUCUACUGGAUUCCAUGGUACUUCUUUAUCCAGUUCCCCAGCGAUCCCAAGCGCUCGGCGUACAGCUGGGGUCUGUACAUGCUCUUCCAGCUGUACUACUGCACCUUUGCGCAGGCCAUGGCCGCGAUCAGCCCGAACGCGAUGAUUGCCUCGAUUCUCUUCUCGACCUUCUUCUCGUUCGUCGUGGUGUUCUGUGGUGUGGUGCAGCCUCCUCCCCUGCUGCCGUACUUCUGGCGCUCGUGGAUGUUUAUGCUCUCGCCCUUUACGUGGAUUAUGGAAGGUAUUCUCGGCAAUGCUAUUGGUGGUGUCGACGUUCUUUGCCGCCCCGAAGAGAUGCAGGUCAUUAUUCCCCCCGCCGGCCAGACGUGCGACCAGUACCUGGACGGCUUUUCCUCGCCGCAGGGUGACCCUAGGGGCGGCAUCGGUUACUAUCAGCAGAUGCAAAACGGCAACUGUGCCUAUUGCCAGUACCGCACGGGUGACGAGUACCUCGCGAGCGUCGAGCUGAAUGCCGCGAACCGCUUCCGCGACUUGGGCAUUAUUCUCGCGUACAUUGUGUUCAACACCGCGCUGCUCUUUGGCCUCUUUUACCUGUUCCGCAUCCACAAGUGGAGCAAAAGCCAAAAGACCACGCCAAAGGCUGGCGAGGGCGAGGUUGGCCCCGUGCCGCCGCCCACGAUGCAGUUCGAGACGCCGGCGAUGAUGUUUGGCCCGCCGCACUCGAUUGGCCUGGGCCUGCGCAGCCCCGACGGCCCCGACAGUUCGCAGGCCCACUUGGUUGGCAACGAAUCCACGACGCAGCUCAUGCCGCAAGGCCCUUAUCUCGAGCACGAUGGCAUGAAAGGCGGCGACGUGAGUCUCUCGUCGAUGCACUCGCCGGCGCAUCCUGCGCACCCUCUCGACCGUUCGGCCGGCUACGACAUGUCGCCGAGCUUUGAUACGCCAAACCUUGGGCAUUCCCAGUGGGCGACGCAGCCCACGGCCUCGCAGCAGCAUUUGGCGAUCCAGCCCGCCGCGUACGAACCUGUGCAGGACGAAAGCUUAGUCCCGCUGGAGCCUGUGCAAAAGCGCCGCAGUGGGCACAAGAGCAGCAAGUCGCGCCGUUCCAGCGGCAAGCACCGCUACUCGACGCACUACUCCUACAGGGAUUCGCCAUCAGUUGGUGCACACGAUGGACGGGGAUGGGGCCGCACGCGUGGCUCGACGCGUUCGUCGCGGACCAUGUCCGGCUUGUCGUAUUACUACAACGACGACGACGACGACGACGACUACGACGACUCGCGGUACACCGAGGCGCGCGAAUAG